Guillardia theta CCMP2712 is the source of this 725-nucleotide messenger RNA. RefSeq lists its product as hypothetical. Bases 16 to 693 code for a protein of 225 amino acids. The transcript is spliced from 5 exons. NCBI's taxonomy places the organism in Eukaryota, Cryptophyceae, Pyrenomonadales, Geminigeraceae. Gene Ontology annotation, molecular function: protein kinase activity; ATP binding. Gene Ontology annotation, biological process: protein phosphorylation. The record is from RefSeq and is a predicted model, not a curated record.
GCUCAAAUCUUGCAGAUGUCCAACCAUUCAGGGAUUGUCAAACUCAUGGGAAUCUGCAUGAACAUUCCGGAUUUGUAUCUAGUGACAGAGUUGGUUGUCGGUGGAUCGUUGGAGGACUUGCUACACGUCGAGAAGCGAAGGCUGUCUGGGACUGAAAUCCUGAGCAUCAGCAUGCAGAUCUCUGACGCCAUGCAAUUCCUGCACAUGGCGAACAUAGUCCAUCGAGACCUGAAGCCGAGCAACUGCCUGAUCGACCAUCAUGGGGUUGUCAAACUUUGUGACUUUGGUCUUGCGCGGGUGCUGGGGCGGGAGAUGUCGCGCAACAGCGAGUCUCGACGAGCAGGCACCCCCGUGUACCUCGCGCCGGAGGCUCUGGCAGGUGCCCCCACCACCAACAAGGUCGACAUAUACAGCUUCGCCAUCAUCUGCUGGGAGAUGCACACGGGCGAGCAAGCGUGGUUUGCGCUCGACUACACCCACAUGGCCACCAUCGUGCUCAGAGACCAUGGAAGGCCCAUCAUCCCUCCCGACAUGUCGCGCGAGUGGAAGGAGCUUAUCGGGGUGUGCUGGGCUCAGGACCCGGGGGAUCGACCCUCCUUCACCGCCAUCAUCGUGUCGCUGACGGAGAUGGGCGCUCCGAAACCGAUCCGGCAUGGUAAGAACACGCCGUUCAAGAACGUCGAGCUUGUUUGAGCAGUUUGUACAAUUUCAUUCUUCUCUUAAAA